CUAAACAACUAGUCGUCCCGAUCUUAUAUUAAAACCCAACUUCUUACUUUCAGUUCACUAUUACCUACUCUCUCUCUCAAACCCUCGCUUUGUUCACUUUCUCUCUCUCUUCUGUACCUGUUCGCUUUCUCUUUCUGAUAGUCAUGGGCAAGAUCAAGAUCGGGAUAAACGGUUUUGGAAGGAUUGGCCGAUUGGUGGCGAGAGUUGCUUUGCAGAGAGAUGAUGUUGAGCUUGUCGCCGUUAAUGAUCCAUUUAUCACCACUGAUUACAUGACAUAUAUGUUUAAGUAUGAUAGUGUUCAUGGUCAAUGGAAGCAUCACGAACUCAAGGUGAAAGACUCCAAAACCCUUCUCUUUGGUGAGAAGCCAGUUGCUGUGUUUGGUGUUAGGAACCCACAAGAGAUCCCCUGGGGCGAAACAGGAGCUGAAUAUAUUGUUGAGUCUACAGGAGUGUUCACCGAUAAGGACAAGGCUGCAGCUCACUUGACAGGUGGUGCUAAAAAGGUCAUUAUCUCAGCCCCUAGCAAGGAUGCCCCAAUGUUUGUUGUGGGUGUAAAUGAAAAGGAGUACAAGCCAGAUCUUCAUGUUGUUUCCAACGCUAGUUGCACUACCAAUUGUCUUGCUCCCCUUGCUAAGGUUAUCAAUGACAGAUUUGGCAUUGUAGAGGGCCUUAUGACUACCGUUCACUCCAUCACCGCCACACAAAAAACCGUUGAUGGACCAUCAAGCAAGGACUGGAGAGGUGGACGAGCAGCUUCAUUCAACAUCAUUCCUAGCAGCACUGGAGCUGCCAAGGCUGUUGGUAAAGUGUUGCCUGCGCUGAAUGGGAAAUUGACUGGGAUGGCCUUCCGUGUCCCUACCGUUGAUGUCUCUGUUGUUGACCUCACUGUGAGGCUGGAAAAGGCUGCUUCCUAUGAACAAAUCAAAGCUGCUAUCAAGGAGGAGUCUGAGGGAAAGCUGAAGGGAAUCUUAGGUUACACAGAAGAUGACGUGGUUUCCACUGACUUUAUAGGCGACAGCAGGUCAAGCAUCUUUGAUGCAAAGGCUGGAAUUGCUUUGAAUGAUCACUUUGUGAAGCUCGUUUCUUGGUAUGACAACGAGUGGGGUUACAGCACACGUGUGGUCGACUUGAUCGUCCAUAUGGCAAAUACCCACUAAAUUGGGCGCAAGAUUGGCUCGACUAUGUUUUAUGUAUUUUACAUACUGGCUUGAUCAUGGUAUUAGCUUGUGUUUGUUUUAAGGGGAGAGAAGGAUAAAAUAAGUUGUUUUGGGACAACAAUUUCUAGGCCGCGUUGUGAUUAGCAGGUUUGGUGGGGACACAUAUCCCUCCCUUUUUAAUGAUUAUGAAUACACUGAACAGAAGAAAUGGAUGAGAAAUUGAAAAUGUGGACUUGCUAGUUACUAGGAAGCCACAAGUCAUGGGCCUGGUUUUGGGUUUUGUCUAGAUUCGAAGAAGAGCAAACAUAGUUUUGGCCCAGGUAAUCAAACUUAUGUUUUGGUGAGGAUUCGAGUCUUUCUCGGGUUUGUAGUUUCUUGUCAAUAAAAAAUAAAAUAUUUAAAUUUUUAUUUAUUAUUA
Messenger RNA from Cornus florida, 1575 nucleotides. Its product is annotated as glyceraldehyde-3-phosphate dehydrogenase, cytosolic-like. The record is from RefSeq and is a predicted model, not a curated record. Gene Ontology annotation, biological process: glucose metabolic process. The transcript has 13 exons. The coding region runs from base 144 to 1157 and encodes 337 amino acids. NCBI's taxonomy places the organism in Eukaryota, Viridiplantae, Streptophyta, Magnoliopsida, Cornales, Cornaceae. Gene Ontology annotation, molecular function: NAD binding; oxidoreductase activity, acting on the aldehyde or oxo group of donors, NAD or NADP as acceptor; NADP binding.